Lachancea fermentati is the source of this 1470-nucleotide messenger RNA. NCBI's taxonomy places the organism in Eukaryota, Fungi, Ascomycota, Saccharomycetes, Saccharomycetales, Saccharomycetaceae. The record is from the annotation of a GenBank genome assembly.
AUGAGGUGUGAAGUAGGUGAACGAUUGAAAAUAGGUGAAGACUUUUGCACUAUACGAUUUGUUGGCUACAUCAAAGAAUGGUCAGAUGAAGUUGUUUAUGGUGUCGAGUGGGAUAACCCUGCCAGGGGAAAGCACAAUGGUACAGUGAAAGGAAAACAAUACUUCAAAAGUCACAAGAGCGGUGCCGCUUCUUUCAUCAAAGAAUCAAAAGUUUCAAAAGAAUGUUGUACACGGAAAUCGUUUUAUGAAGUAUGUUACGAUAUAUGUGCAAAUUCGGAUAUUCAGCUCGAUGACAUGUAUUUCGGUGAAAAAAGGGUAGAGACCUAUGGAUUUGAACCAUUAACGACAAGGUUCAUUCAAAACUCAAAUUUGAAUUCGUUAAGCCUUUGUAACCUUGAGAUUUACACUGCUGGCUCCGUCAAAGGUUGGAAUGGUUUGGGGAAGCUAAAUCGGCAGUUAUUACAAUUAGAUAUCUCCUCUAAUCUUUUCUCAGAUUUUCAAGACAUCUUGAAUAUUAUUUCUACAAUGCCUAAGUUACAAGCUCUUGAUUUAAGCUUUAAUAAGUUUCAUGGAGUGACGUGGAAGGAUGGACAGUCAUUUAAAAGUAUUUCGGAGCUGCGGAUGUCGUUUUGUGAUAUUUCUAUUGAUGACAUCAAGAAUGCCUUUAUGCUAUUUCCAAAUUUGAAGAAAAUCGCACUCUCCGGGAAUGAAAUGGAAUCUUUCGACAUCACUUUACCUCCUUCGCUGUUAGAAAUUGACCUGGGAGAAAAUCUACUUUGUGAUAUACCAGAAACCCUUGCAAGAUCAAAUGUUGAAACGGUCUAUUUAUCUAAGAAUCGAAUUAAGCAUAUAACAGAAGCUAAAUUUGACAGUGUGAAAACAUUAGACUUGUCUCAGAAUUUGUUGGCCGAUUGGUCUUGCGUGAAGCAGAUUAGCGCUUACUAUCCGUCGCUGAGUGAUCUCAGAAUCAACGAUAACCCAUUUACAAGAAAUGAAUCGGGUGAUUCAUCAUUUUUACUAAUACUUGCGCAAUUGAAUGAAAUUGACAUUUUGAAUGGUACAAUUUUACCAAAAGGAACUCGCGAAGAAGCUGAAAAGUAUUUAAUUUCGCAGGUGAAUAAUGGCACGUUUGAUUAUGAUACAAAUUCUAGCAACUGGCUUGCACUCUUAGAUAAAUAUGAUAUGAGAAAAAAUAACAGUGUUCAGACGGAAUUCGCUAGCUCUAUAGAAAUACUUCAACUUUCUAUCGUCUUCCAACAACAGACUAUUGGUGAAGUUUCAGUUUUGAGCUCUUACAGUAUUCGUUUUCUGAAAAGCAUUAUAUCAAGGCGGCUCAAAACGUCCAUUUUUAAGAUUAGAUUGGCGCAUUUCCUAUCACCCGGAGUGAUUCAAGAGUUUGGCCGAGAAUUUUCGCCUAUCAGCGAUUUCAGUGUUAGAUCUGGCGAUAAAAUCAUGGUUGAAAAAGUUUGA